AUGGAUAUUAAAGACUGUGAAGAAAGAUGCAAAGAGAAAGACUUACAAAUAGAACAACUGACAAAUGAAGUGGAGAGAUUGACAGAAGAGAAUACAGAACUCCUUGCAUUGAACAAAGCAUUGAUGCAUAAUAACCGCGAUGAAAUAAAAAGAAUCAUAACACGGCAAAUCACAGCUACCCUCUCGAUGGUCGACGAUAACCUUCAAGACCUAAAACAAAAUUAUGUCAACAAAAUCAAGGAGUACCAAGAACAGGAAGAGGGGCACAUACAAAAGAUAAAAGAGCACGAACAACGGGAGGAUUUACAAAAGAAGAGAAUAGCAGAUUUGGAAGGAAAAAUAGAUGUAUUACAACAAGAAAACUUGCGUCUCGUACAAGCAAACAGCGCAUUGCAGAGGAGAGUUGAAGAUUUGGAGUUUGGUAAUAAAGCUCGUGACGAUAAAAUAACUUCAUUGGAGAACGACAAUAAGACACAGGGAGACGAGCUCAAGUCCGUCACCACAAGACUUGGCAAAUUGGAGGAGUCUUACAACAAAUCUCUCAUUGCUGCAAAAAAACAAGCAGAAUAUGAAGUCACCCAAACAUAUCAAGAGCAGACAAAGAAAAUCGGCCAACUCGAAAAGGAAAACAAGGAGCUCAAAGAAUUUGCCGAUACAAACAAAGGUUCCACCAUAAUCAACUCUAUCAUCCAUAUGGACGCAGCCCUCGAUUAUUAUUUGCGAUAUGUUUUGAUGCCAGAGGUCAAUAUCAAAAUCAAAAAUGGCGAGGGUAAAGGACGCACAAAAGAGUACAUAUGGGACACAACGUUCAUAGACGAAAAAAGACCAUUGUCUGAUGACCAUUUUGGAAGGAAAAAUAAUUACCUCUCGGGAUUAUCAGCAACAGACAUUGCCUUUAACAUUCACAGUAUUAAUCUGCAUGUACUCUCCAGGCUCAUUGCCCGAGAAAGAGAUAUUAAUGCCCACCCCACAGUGGAUGCGGGAUUCUUCAAGACUCUCAAGAAGUUAUUGGCGAAUGGCCCAGUCCAAGCAAAAUUGGGUUACGAUAUAGGUGCUGUUAAUGCCAUGAUCUCGUCAAUAUCACUGUAUAGAAACAGAACAGGACAAUAA
Molecule: messenger RNA, 1110 nt
Organism: Cavenderia fasciculata
Lineage: Eukaryota; Evosea; Eumycetozoa; Acytosteliales; Cavenderiaceae
Exons: 2
Coding region: 1-1110 (369 amino acids)
Source: RefSeq, a predicted model, not a curated record